ACGUCUAUGGCCUAACAGAUUAUAUCAUAUAGUAGCUAUGGUUGCUGAAAUUUUUUUGUCCUUUAAACUGGGUUUAGCUAAUCGGCUAACUGAAUCUGUCAGAAACAGAAAUAGUAUAUUGUUUGUUGGAGGAAAAAUAACAACAGUAACAAUAAAGAAAUGAUUGCCGGGAAGUCAAAGAGGUGAAUCAACUAACAUCGGUAACAAGGAGUUGACUAACAUCGGUAACAAUCAGAAUACCUUAUUCUUAUGCAUGAGUUAGGUAAAUCAUAACGAGUAACUAUUGCAAUCAAUUACUCUCUCCAAAUCCAUUAAGAUAUCCAUUCCAUUAAGAUAGUAGAAGUUUUAGAAGAAAAAAAUUGUUUCACAAAGAUUAGUUUUUUUAUAUUUUUUAUAUAAAAAUUGUAAAUUUCAAUAAAAUUAAUUGAAUUUAUUAAAAGAAUAUUGAUUAAAAACAUUAGAAUUUAAUAAUUUUUUAAAAAGAUGCAUAAUUAAUGUAUUUUUUUAAUAUAUAUGAAAACACAAAAAAAUAUCUAUUUUUAAAGAACGGGAGAAGUAACAAAUAGUAAAGAAUAGUAUUUCAGCAAUCUUUCACCUCAAACGUACUCAUGAAUUAGCUUAACUUUUGGAGGCACUUCAAAGCAAGAUCAUAACCACAACCAAGAAAUAAAUUGUAAUACUCGUUCCAGAGGAUAAUCAUGCAACUAUCUUUGAUAUUGGACUCAGAACUAAACAUCUUAGGUUUUGAUGAAUAUAAUGACUCGAGUUGUUCUCCCAAGAUUAUUCGGAUGUAAUUAAACGUAUGUUAUCACACAGAUAUAACUAUCUAAUUUUGAAAUUGCUUUUGUUAUUGAAACUAAUUAUGUACUGUAUACAACUGUAGUUGUUCAUGAAAUGUUCUUAAACACAUUUUCAUUAUGCUUCUUCGUUACUAACCUUCAUUUUGUUUGUGUGCAAAUGUUUAUAAGGUUAGGAGAAGAUUGGGUAAGACAUGUUUUUAUUUUGGUAAGACAUAUUGACGUGUUGAAAAUAUAGUAAACGUUUGUUAUGGACUUGUGCUUCAAACAAGUCCAGCUUUAAGGCGAUGCAUGAAUUUUGGUUGAUCUACUAAAUGUAAAAAACGUAAAUGGACACACAUCCUUAAUUUGAUUGGAAUUGUCGAGAACUGAACUUAAAAAAAUUAAUAUCUUCUUCUUAGCCCAAAGAAAAAACAAUGGAUAUGAGGAUCAAUACAUUGGUGUGCCUUCGAUGGAUGAGUGGUGAUCCAUUGUCGACACUGAUUUUGAGUUAUUUAACAUGGUCAUGUAGUGGGUCAAUAUUGUUUCUUUAUUAGAAAUCAAUAUGCUAGUAUCAUCUCGAAUCAGCUUAUUUUUGCUUUAUUUUUACUUUUUAAUGCUCCUUUCAAAAAAAUUCUUCUACUCCAGCGGUGAGAAUAUCACGAGACUUUCCAUGGGAUGUUUUGCAAUCUCGGGUCAGAAAAUAAAUUGAGUUUAAUUUUGGUGAUAUGGGAGAGUAUAAAACGUGUUAAAAUCCUAUAUUAACGGAAAAUGAUGUCUGAAAUAUCAUGCAAUAUAAGCUAUAUGCAUGUGAUGAAGUUAAGCAAAAGAAUCUUAUGUAUUGAUGGCUUUAACGCCAAUGGUAGACUGUGGCGAACUGGCGAUUAUUUAAUUUGUAGCAAACUCGAGAAUCCUAUUAUUAAGAAUAAGAUGCUUAUUUUACUCUGUGAUAUUUUGACAUACCUCCCUUUUAUUAAAGUAGAGGUAGCAAUGAGGUUAUACUAGUAUUCAUUAUUCAAUAUUAUAAUAUCUUUCCAAUAAUUAUGAUAUGAUGCUGAUUUGCCAUUGUUUUGUUCUCUGCUUAGACACCUCUUUGUAGAUUUGGUUCAUCAGUAAUCAUCGACAUCUAUAAAAGAGACAUUUGAAUAUCUUGCUAGUUUCUAAACAGUUUUAUAUACUUUUUACUAAUAUCAAUCAUCUCAAUUUUAGUAAUUGGUUAAAUGUUUCAAUCAUAUCAAUAGUUACUUGUUUUUUUUCUUUUAAUAUGAAGCAAUUUUGAAGAAAUCGAUUGUAAUUUCUAAGUUUCCUAAUGCUAUUGAUUAUUAUCCUGACAAAUUCUUUAUGUUUAUAUUGGUCUUGGAAGUACUAUAUUAGUUUUAAUUAUAAUCAACUAAGGUGGUUUUCCGUUGAAGAUAGUACUUAGGUUUGUAAGUUGCAACACCCACCUACCGACCAACCUAGACUCCAUAAAUGCAUUUUUAUCAUUGUCGUCUUCACAGUUUAGUGGAAAAAAUUUAGUAACGCCAAACACAGAAUUUAGCAACGAUCAGUCACAUGAAAGCAAACAGAGAAAUUUGGCGACAGUUGAUACUUGAUCGACUGUCUCCUUUGCCGUUCCACGCCAUUACUCUAAAUAUCUCAACAAUCUCAUGUCUCCACUAGUUAGUGAAACUCAAAACGACAAAGACACCGAACCAGGUCCGACUCUUCACUCAAAACAAGAAGCAGUUUUUUCUUUGUCAACGAAAUAGGAUCUAUGUCUAGUUGUGCAUGUUGGCUGGUUGAAUAUUUAAUGGACUCUUAUAUAGGCCCAACAAAACUACAUUGAUUUUAUAGUUGUUUUACUCUCUCUUUUUUUUUGUCAACGAUACUUGUUUUACUUUUUAACAACUUUUUCUAAUAAGAAAAUCAAAUAAUAACUAAACGUCAGCGCAAUUGUGACAUUAAAAAAUGUUGAAUUAGUUUAAAUUAGAAUAUUCCGUAUGUUUUCCUUCCAAUAAAAUAUAAUUCUUUUAAAGUAGAUAAGUAAAAAAAAGGCAACAAACUCUCAACAUAGGUUGUUAACUGAGUCCUAUUGAAAGAGCAAAUCAAAGCGUUAAACACUUGAGCCUUAAUUAAUUUUAUGAAAAAUGUAUAAUACAAGUAGCAUUAAAAAUUAAUAUGAUUACCGAAACGAACCUUUAGAAUACGUGGACCGGAUCCAAGCCCAUUCUCCACCCACUAUCUUUUAAAUCCUUACCUAGUUCGGACCCUAUUUAUUCUCUCCCAUCAUCUUAUUUCUCGUUCUUCGUAACAAAACAUCUUCUUCAAAAAUUUCAAGAAUCUCAAGAUCGACGAUAAUGUACAAUGAAUGCACAUCUCCGUCCUCCGCCAGAUCAGCGAGAGGCCACAGAAUGCGAUCUCCGAUCUGCUGUUUAGGAGCCGCCGCCAACGCGGUGGUUGACCCUGAGGCGAUGACCGGUCAGAGAACGCCUAAAUCUCCUUACGAGUGGCUCAAAUCCACCGCGCUGGAGCUCGAGAUCAGAGACAGGUGCCGCCGCGUCAAGACGCGCAUCAAGGUCACGUGCCGCAACAACAAUUGCGUUCACCACCAUCAUCAACGGCACCACAGCCAAGGAUCUCCUGGAGAUUUCAGCUACGAUGCGUUGAGCUACGCGCUCAAUUUCGAGGACGAUGUGAGGGCGGACGAGGAUGGUUCUUAUCCGGAUUUCACGGCGAGGUUGCCGGCGUCUCCGGUGGCGAAGUCUAGAUCGGCGACGGUUGAUCUUAUCUCGUUCUAACCGUUUGUGUGCGACGGCGGAAUAUAUAAAUGUUUUCUCCGUUGUGCUUUUAUUUGAGAAAUUGUUUAACAAUAUGACGUCAUUAUUAUAAAAGUAAAUGCUCUCGCAUAUUUGAUUGAUUGAUUAAAUGUAAUAUGAUUGAUGUGUGAAGAAAAAAAAACAUUUUCUAUAUA
This is a messenger RNA of Brassica rapa (field mustard), 3729 nucleotides long. RefSeq lists its product as uncharacterized. The record is from RefSeq and is a predicted model, not a curated record. NCBI's taxonomy places the organism in Eukaryota, Viridiplantae, Streptophyta, Magnoliopsida, Brassicales, Brassicaceae.